This is a messenger RNA of Anopheles darlingi, 1525 nucleotides long. Its product is annotated as PR domain zinc finger protein 5-like. The record is from RefSeq and is a predicted model, not a curated record. Lineage: Eukaryota; Metazoa; Arthropoda; Insecta; Diptera; Culicidae. Gene Ontology annotation, molecular function: zinc ion binding. The transcript is spliced from 4 exons. Gene Ontology annotation, cellular component: nucleus. Bases 139 to 1416 code for a protein of 425 amino acids.
AAUCUUCCGUUUUCCGCGAAGAGGCAACAGAAAGAAUCGGGAACAUUCAGAAUUGGUUUUAGUGGUUUAGAUAUUCCGAGUUUCACUCGUAUUUCGUGAACAUAUUGGCAAUAAGAAGUGUUAAAUCAAUGCCAAAAGAUGCUGACUAAAUAUUGUCGGAUUUGCUUAACUAGCGCAAGUGUUGUUAAUCAGCUCGACGAAGUAGUGCAUAAAUCCCUGACUCUCUAUGCAAUGCUGUGCAAACUGUAUCCCGAAGCCUUCAGUGGCUGUGAAAACCACCAAUGGCCUACGCGAGUUUGCGGAAACUGCAAGCACGGCAUAUUGGAAGCGUACAGGUUGUACGCAGUUUGCAUGUCAACCUUCAGUGUAUUGAAGAAUCAACUGCCGAAUAGUUUGAUCAAACCGUGCCAGUUAACCUUUCAAUCUGACCGGCCUGUGACCAGUAAUUCUUUUUCUGGUCAAGAUGGAAUAGAUUUUAAAAAUACUGUUAUAAUCAUAGACGAUGAAGAAGAUGACAAACGUAGUCCAAUGGAUGAGCAGGAAGUUAAAUUUUACACGCAAAAUGAGAAAACCGACGAUGAAGAACAUGACAGUUGUGAAACAUUUUUAAUGGGUGAGCAGGCCAUCGCCCAUGAAUCUAUUAAAAACACAUCCUUAGCAUUAGAACCACUCAAUGCUGAAAUAUUUAAAGUUGAUAGUGCAGCAGCAACCUGUAAAACGGCCAAUACUGUUGGACAGCCGAUAAAAAUGGCUACUUCAAUUGAUCAAGGGCAAGAGGAAGAUUCUAGGGAAAGUAUGGAUUUUUUGGAUGAUGUAGAAAAGCAUAAGAGACACAUGGAAGCCCAUAUGCCGGAGGGUUCGUGGGCCUGUCAGCUCUGCCCGCUACGAUUCUCGACGCAAACUGCAAUGAAUAGUCACGAAUAUAUACACAAAAAGGAUAUACGGCAUUGCUGCGAUAUAUGUGGAGUGAACCUGUCAUCAAAGCGUAAUUUGAAAUAUCACCAGCGUGCUGUUCACGAAGGAGGAAUAGAGAAGUUGCACCCAUGCAACGUUUGUGGUCGCAGAUUUGCAAUUCCUUCUAUGCUUAAGAGCCACAUGAACACCCACACGGGCCAUAGACCCUACAGUUGCGUGUAUUGUAAUCGUGUUUAUGGCAGUGGCGGCGAUUUGGUAGAGCACGUCGCUAAGCAUCACGUUGGUAACGAUAAUAUCUAUCAGUGCCAUCUGUGUGAUGCAGAUUUCCCGAAGAUAAAGAAGCUUAAAGACCAUUAUGAAGUACAUUACAGAAAUGGUGAGAAAUUGGACAACGAAAUUCUCACAGAAUUCGGAAGGUUUCGGUUCACCAUUAUGGAUUUGUUAAAAAUGCGACGUCGUAAAGAAACGACAGCGUUAAGUAAUGAUAACGCAAAUAAUUAGUUUCCAAGCAGUUCAACAUGUAAAAAUCAACCAUGAGCAAAUUAAAAUCAAUAUGGCGCAAAUAAAGGACUCAUUUAUUUCUAUAACAUCGGCGGAUGCAUUCAUUUGA